Messenger RNA from Hyaena hyaena (striped hyena), 3997 nucleotides. RefSeq names its product F-box protein 45 (gene FBXO45). The transcript is spliced from 3 exons. Gene Ontology annotation, cellular component: synapse; SCF ubiquitin ligase complex. Gene Ontology annotation, biological process: proteasome-mediated ubiquitin-dependent protein catabolic process; synapse assembly involved in innervation. Bases 119 to 976 code for a protein of 285 amino acids. NCBI's taxonomy places the organism in Eukaryota, Metazoa, Chordata, Mammalia, Carnivora, Hyaenidae. The record is from RefSeq and is a predicted model, not a curated record. Gene Ontology annotation, molecular function: protein binding.
GGCUGUGAAAGGGGCGGUGAGCGAGGUGCUUCGGUCUCAAGGCGAGGCUUGGCCUCCCCAGCAGAGACGGGGGGAAGAGGCGGCGGCAGCGGCGGCCCUUGGGCCGGCUGGUGAGGUGAUGGCGGCACCAGCCCCAGGGCCUGGGGGAGCCUCUGGUGGCGCUGGCUGUAGCGGCGGCGGCGGCGCGGUCGGCGGCUCGGGCUCCGGGUCCGCGGGGGCAGGGGGCCGGCUGCCCAGCCGGGUGCUGGAGUUGGUGUUUUCCUACCUGGAGCUGUCCGAGCUGCGGAGCUGCGCCCUGGUGUGCAAGCACUGGUACCGCUGCCUGCACGGUGAUGAGAACAGCGAGGUGUGGCGGAGCCUUUGCGCCCGCAGCCUGGCAGAAGAGGCUCUGCGCACGGACAUCCUCUGCAACCUGCCCAGCUACAAGGCCAAGGUGCGUGCUUUCCAACAUGCCUUCAGCACUAAUGACUGCUCCAGGAAUGUCUACAUUAAGAAAAAUGGUUUUACUUUACAUCGAAACCCCAUUGCUCAGAGUACUGAUGGUGCAAGGACCAAGAUUGGUUUCAGUGAGGGUCGCCAUGCAUGGGAAGUGUGGUGGGAAGGCCCUCUGGGCACUGUGGCAGUGAUUGGAAUUGCUACAAAACGGGCCCCCAUGCAAUGCCAAGGUUAUGUGGCAUUACUGGGCAGUGAUGAUCAGAGCUGGGGCUGGAAUCUGGUGGACAAUAAUCUACUACAUAAUGGAGAAGUCAAUGGCAGUUUUCCACAAUGCAACAAUGCACCAAAAUAUCAGAUAGGAGAAAGAAUUCGAGUCAUUUUGGACAUGGAAGAUAAGACUUUAGCUUUUGAGCGCGGAUAUGAGUUCCUGGGGGUUGCUUUUAGAGGACUUCCAAAGGCCUGCUUAUAUCCAGCAGUUUCUGCUGUAUAUGGCAACACAGAAGUGACUUUGGUUUACCUUGGAAAACCUUUGGAUGGAUGACAGUGGCUUUCUUGGGAUGAAAAACUGAAUGGAGAAGAUAUCUGCUUGUGGAAAGUAGAAUCAUGAAGUGACAGUGUCAUACAUGCAUGCCCAAGAAACAUCCUGAAAAACACAUGAAAUUGUUAACUGGAGAAGCAACUCUACAGCAGAGAUCAUCUUAGUGUUUCCUCUUUCUACUGGGCCAGAAAAAUCCUCAGGGUUGCAGUUGGUUGAGUGGGCAGUUGACAUAUGCAUGUUGCAACAGAUUUUGUCUCUAAGUUAGCAAUGUGUUAUUUCCAACUUUUAAGGUGAGAUUUUAGAGAUGCUAUAAAAGGGAUAAGAUAAGGAAAUAGCAAGAUUUUUAAGUAGUGUGUUUGUGAAGAAAGACUGAUCCUGUUUUACAACUGCCUGUUUUUUCUCCAGACCCUUUUUUUCCAGCCAGCUUGACUAUUAGAAAAGUAUGAAACUGGUUGGGUUUUAUUUAAUAUUUUUAAUAUAUUGAGAAGCAUGGUCUGCCUGGACUGCACUUCUCUAACAGUGAGUUGUAAAAUUGUGCAGCUAUUUUAAAAGUUGUAUAUAUAAUAAGUGUGUAAAAAAAAACCUGUAAAAAACAAAAACAGGACAAAGGGGUUGCUUUGUUCUAGUUCAAUUUCUUAAAAACCACUACAUGGUACAAAAUUAGAAUAACAUUUAGGGAAAAUUAGGUAACUACAAAGAAGAAGAUUAAGAGGAGAUGUGCUGUAUUGGCUUAUUUUUAAAUUAAUUUGGUUUACAGUUUCCAUAGCUAUUACAGUCUAUAGUUAUUUUUCUUUUAAUGAUCAAAAUUAUUGUAAACAUCCAUCAGCCUUGAGUUUAAGAUUGAGGGAAAGCAAAUCUAUUUCUAAUCAUACAUAUAUCAGUAGUAAUAAGAAUAAUGUGUAUCUUAUAGUAUCUGGUUUUAUUUUUUGGCCUUCUGAGGAAGUGUCUCAUAACAACACAGAACAUUGCUGUUUGCUCUUACAGACCUCAACUAUGAAAGCUGUUAGUCACAGACCUUAGGAAAAGAAUUAAUGGUCCUUUUAUUUUGUAAUUUCAUAAUGCUAUAGAUAUUAUAAUUUUUUAAAUUUUAUAUUGUUUACAUCAUGGCAACAAAUCUAAGCCUCAGAACUCUUCCUUGGGGUUAUCAAGAAAAUGUUUACUCACCCACCUGAAACAGUGCCAGCCUGAACCCAGGUUAGGAAUGUUAUUAAUCUCAUCAUAGAUAAUUGCCCCCAUGGGACUUGAAAUAAAAUACCUUGUGCUGAAAACUUCAGGUUGGCAGUAUUUUGAAGGUUUCAUUGUAGAAGAGCUUGACAUUAAUUCCUAUUCUGAGUUUUUGACUAAUAAAUCUGAUUUCACUAAUAUUCUUGAGUUAAUAAUCAUCUAACAUAUAUGAGCUGAGGUUUCCUUUUGUUAUGAGAAAAACAAACAUCUUUCUGUAUGAAAGUAUAAAUGUAUGGUUUCAGAUGCAUCUUUGUGAAAAGAAUUGACUAAGGCAGAUGGAAUCUUUUCCUUUUAGGUUAUUGCUGUGCGUAAUUUAGUUUUAAAUCUAAUCAAAUUAGAGAUAGCAAGCAGCUGGCUGGGGUUCUUGGGUUGCCCCUUGAGAGUUAAGCUUGUCAAUGCUCUCAUGAAGCAGGGGAUUUCAGUCAUGAACAGAGAUUUAUUUUUGCCACCUAACAAGUUUACAAAUAUUUAUUGUGUAUUUGGUAUGUUGCUUAAAGGUGAAAUCCGUUAAAAGUCCUUUUCAAUAUCCGUGUCAAGAAGAAACCUCCUGAAAACCAUAUUUAAUACUACAGAAUGAGACUAUAUGUUAAAUGUAUUAGAGGAUAUAGCUGCUACAGAAAUUGAUUUUUCCGGUGUAGAACAACUCCAUUUAAUUGACAAAGUUUAAAAUUAAAAGAAAACUGGUUCAGGAUGAAGACUGAUAAAACAAUAAAGUCCCUUAUGUGCUUAGUCUUUUUUCAGGGUAUAAUAUAGCCAAUUCCAAGAGCUUUUGCUAAGAGUUUUGUUUAUAACUUCUGUUUUGUCUUAUUAGUAAACAUUCAUUUGUAACAAAGUUUUGAAGGUGCUGAAUGGAAAACAGAAACACAUGGUUAUUGCACAUUUAACCUAGAAUCAAAUAUUUGCCUAAAUAUUUAAGAACAAGCCAUUCUUAUCUCAAAAUUUAAAUUCGCUAAUUAUGCUAUUUGCAGUUUUAUAAAAUGGAGGCUCAUAUUUAGAAUGAGCACCAGGGGAAUGAAGAGCCUUCAUUUAUAACCUGGUAAAUUAUUUUAUUACUGGAGACCAAUAGCUGUACAGAGAAUAUUAAAACAAACUAUUACAAUGUUAAAGGAAAAGGAAUCUCUUUUUCAUUGGUGCUGAGAGAGCAUUCAGGUAGAAGAUGUUGCACCUGAAAGUUGAGUGUAAAUCAUCUAAACCAGUGGUUCUCAAACUUAGCUAUACUUUGGAGUCAUGUGCAUUUUGAAAAAUAUUGAUGCUUUUAAGGUCCCAUACCCUAAAAUUCUGAUGUUGCUCUGAUGUUGGACAUGGUCAUAAGGAUUUUUUUAAGCUUCUUAGGUGAUUUCAGUAUGCUGCUAAGGUUGAGUUUUAAAUUCACCUUAAGUUUUCUCAUCUGCAAAAUUAAAAAAAACAAUAAUCCUUGCUCCCUUCACUACCUCACAAGUGUAUUGAGGGUAAAGGAGAAAGCAAUGGGGAAGUACUUGUGUGAUGGAUAAAAAGUUCUAUUGAAAGGUAAAGUAGUAUUUGUUGUAUUUCAACUGAAACUAUGAUCAGAAAAGAAAAAUAUGUAAUUGAAUUUACUUUGUUGACUUGGGAAACCGGGAGCAUUCUCUUUGGUUCUUAACUUUAGUGAAGCAUGCAGAUGUGUAAACACACAAUACUACUAUUCUUAUUCAUACUAUGGUCUUCUGUCAUACUCGAGAUAGGCUGUUUUAAUUAUCUGGUUCUACAUAGGAAAGAAACAUUAAGGCUUAAAGUCUGUAAUGGCCAAUGGCUCAUAAUUCAUUAAAACUUUUCAUACAAGGA